CCGGCCAGGGGCUGAGCUGAGUGGUUAAGGAUGCGAUCCGACCCGGCGGAGGGAGGGGUCCGGAAAUAGUCUUUCGCCUCUCGAGGGGCCCCUCUAGGCCCCGGGUGGUGGUCCGAACUCGAUGCUCUAACCUUUGAACUGACUCGGGAUGCUGAAGAUUAAGAUUCCAGACCUAGCUGUGAGCCUUGGUCUGGUCUCAGCUCUCUUAUUUUCGUCUUUAGUGCCUGGGAAAAUAUAUUCUCCUGUGAGUCACUGCUUUCUUGACAGAGAGGAAAACAAGACUUGGAGAGAAGAGGAGCAGGUAUGAAUUCUUUCCUCACCCCGCUUCUUCUCCACCUCCCCACCCCUCAGAUAGACAUACCACUUCCUGUAUAGCCUGACUGAAGCCACUGUCAACUUCCUCCCCUAGCAGAGGAAGUGGGGAGCUGAACCAGGUGCAGCGAGAAGACACCAGGACCAUGGACAAAGAAUAUGUGGGCUUUGCAGCCCUGCCCAGCCAGCUUCACAGAAAGUCUGUGAAAAAAGGAUUUGAUUUCACCCUCAUGGUGGCAGGCGAGUCAGGCCUGGGAAAGUCAACACUUAUCAACAGCCUCUUCCUUACUGACCUCUACAAGGACCGACUGAUACCUGAUGCCAAUGCUCGCCAGAACCAGACCCUGACCAUUGAGCGCAGAGGUGUGGAAAUUGAAGAGGGAGGAAUCAAAGUGAAGCUCACCUUGGUGGACACGCCAGGUUUUGGCGAUGCAGUGGACAAUGGAGACUGCUGGAUGCCUGUGGUUCGAUUCAUCGAGGAACAGUUUGAACAGUAUCUAAGGGAUGAGAGUGGCCUAAACAGGAAGAAUAUACAGGAUUCCAGGGUCCAUUGCUGCCUCUACUUCAUUUCUCCCUUUGGUCGAGGGCUUCGCCCCUUAGAUAUAGCAUUCCUCAGAGCUGUGCAUGAGAAGGUCAACAUCAUUCCUGUCAUUGGAAAAGCUGAUGCCCUGACUCCUAAGGAGACCCAGAUCCUCAAACAGAAGAUCCGGGAGCAGCUGGAGGAAGAGGAGAUCAACAUUUACCAGUUUCCAGACUGUGAUUCGGAUGAGGAUGAAGACUUCAAGAAGCAGGAUGCUGAGAUGAAAGAGAGCAUCCCUUUUGCUGUGAUUGGCUCCAGUGCUGUGGUGAGGGAUGGUGGCACCUGGGCAGUGAGGGGUCGGCUCUACCCCUGGGGAACAGCAGAGGUGGAAAAUCCUCAUCACUGUGACUUCCUCAACCUCCGACGGAUGCUGGUACAGACUCACUUACAGGACUUGAAGGAGGUGACUCACGAUCUGCUCUACGAAGGCUACCGAGCCCGUUGUCUCCAGAGCCUAGCCCGUCCUGGAGCCCGGGAACGGGCCAGUCGAAGCAAGUUGUCCCGACAGAGUGCCACGGAAAUACCCCUCCCAAUGCUGCCCUUGGCAGAUACAGAAAAACUUAUCAGAGAAAAGGAUGAGGAGCUUCGUCGGAUGCAGGAGAUGUUGGAGAAGAUGCAGGCGCAGAUGCAGCAGAGCCAAGGAGAGCAGUCAGAUGCCCUUUGAAUCUACAUCCUUCCUUUCACCCACUUUCCUUCUGUGCCCCAGGGACCUCUUUUAGGACCCAGGCCAAUUGCUCUGCUCUCACCUUCCUUGUCUCCCUCUCAAAUAUACCUGCCUGAGCUCCAAACCUUAGUUUAUCCCAGCUGACUUGGGCUCAUUUCCUUCCCCGCAGAGAUUUAGGAAUCCUACCUGCCUCCUUGCAGGACCUCCACCCAUCAUCUCCCUUUGCUUCCUCUAUCCCAUCUGAACUUGUGCUCCUUAGGCACCCCUCCCCAGGGCUCCUUCUGCUCCUUGUAAAGUCAGCCCCUUGUCUAAUGUCCAGGGUGCUCCGAGAUGGGCCCAUCUCACUCUUCACGACAAGCAUUUAUUAAGUACCCAAAAUCUUGAAAUAAAAGUUGUUUUCCUGCAGGG
Molecule: messenger RNA, 1964 nt
Organism: Monodelphis domestica (gray short-tailed opossum)
Lineage: Eukaryota; Metazoa; Chordata; Mammalia; Didelphimorphia; Didelphidae
Source: RefSeq, a predicted model, not a curated record